UCGCUACGUUCAAUUAAUGCUCCUCAUGUUCCUCGCAUGUCAUUAGUUCCUGAUGAUUUCUCUAUCCCUAUUGGCAUUGAUGGAAUCAAUUGCUCAAAAUUUACGAAUUCUGUCGGAAAAAGAAUUCUUGCUUUAGGUACUUGUGCUGGAAAAAAGCGAUGGCACAUCAGUGUUAACAGUCUGGAUUUCUUUCCUUCUCAAGAAAACUUAAUUCUUUCCGUAUCAAGAGUCGGAGGUGUUAAGAUACAUAACGUCGAAACUGGCUCUCGUAUCUGGCACGUACCUGUUGCCCAUGAUGAACACGAACUGACUUCAGCUCUCAUUUUGAACGAGUUUUGUUGGGUAACUGGCGAUGAAAAUGGAAAUAUCAAAAUGUGGGAUAAAAGACGGGAUUCUGCGGUCGGGUCUGCAUUUACUAUUUCCUUGCGAUCUGCAAUCGAAAAUGAUUUAAGCAAGCUUCUUAUAAAGAAUUCUGAAAGACUGCGGGAACAGCUCAAUGACGGUGGCUGGCUUAGUAUUAAUGAUAUGGCAAUAGUUCCAUCCAAUAACAAACCUCUGGAAGGCAUUCUUUUUGCCGCGAUUGAUGACGGUACUCUGGCGACUGUUGACUUGAAUCGUAGAUGUGUAAAGAUGUUUUCGGAUACUCUAGGAUAUAGCGCACGAACUGUCGUUCCAAUCAAGGUAAAGGAAAUCAUUAACUAG
This is a messenger RNA of Protopolystoma xenopodis, 702 nucleotides long. Lineage: Eukaryota; Metazoa; Platyhelminthes; Monogenea; Polystomatidea; Polystomatidae. The record is from the annotation of a GenBank genome assembly.